AUGAUAAAAUCAACAAAAGUUAUUGUAUACUUGUUAAGACUAAUAUGGAUAGCAUUUAUAAUAAAGAAUGAAUACUUUUUAUUUUGGUCUUCUGCAAGAAACUGUACUCUCUCUACUACUCAACCUAAUGUCGGUCGAUUUAUGUUAGUAGGUGAUCCACAAAUGACAGAUGACAUGUCUUAUCAGCGACAUCCAGUGAUCAUGUUUUUCACAAAAUACUAUAGUCAAUUAUAUAUGAAACGAAAUUAUAAGCAUUUAACAAAGGCCUUGAAACCAACAGAUAUCUUUAUGUUGGGUGACUUGAUGGACAAUGGCAGAGAAUGGAAUGAUAAAGUUUAUGCCAAGGAAGUAAAUCGCUUUCAAAAGAUAUUUCCUUCAGAUAAUAUGAUGAUUCAUUACAUGGUAGGCAAUCAUGAUAUAGGAUUUGGAAAUGGAAUAAAAGAACACUCUUUAGAUCGAUUCAAGAGUUAUUUUGGUUCGACGUCUUAUACAUUUAAUAAAUUUGGAUACACAUUUGUUAUAUUAGAUACAGUCUCUUUAAACUCUGAUAUCCCAAGUAUUCAAAGUGAUGCAUUCAACCUAUUAUCAACUCUCUCAAAUACAACUAAAACGCUACCUCGAAUACUCUUGACACAUGUUCCUCUCUAUCGAUCCCCUCAUCAGUCCUGUGGUCCUCAUCGUCAAAAUCCAGUGAAUACGAUACGUGAGGGCGCUGGUUAUCAAUAUCAAAACUUGCUUACAGAGUCCUUAUCAAACUAUAUUUUAACUUCAGUUCAGCCCAUCAUUGUAUUCUCUGGUGAUGAUCAUGAUUAUUGUAAAGUCAUUCAUCAGUAUGAAGAACAAGUGACAGUACCUACCUUUAGUAUGUCUCAAGGUUUACCUUAUCCAGGUGUAGUCAUAGUCGAUAUCACUGACAGAGGUGAACUCAUAACGCAUCUAUGCUGGUUACCUAACCAAAUCAAUAUCUUUAUUAACUACCUUUACAUGUCCAUCUUAACCCUUCUUGGUUUGUUUCUUUGGCAUAUCUUUCAACCUUUAUUGAUCAAUACCAACCUAAUCAUAAAUACAUUUUAUCAUCAAACAUCAUCAACAACAACUGAAACUCCUCUUCUCCCUCUCUACACCAACACUACUAUUACUAAUAAUAAUAAUAAUCAACGCAUUAUGUCCACUAUGAAAUAUAAUCUUUUGUCAUUUUUUUAUUCAAUUCAAUCUGUAGCUUGGAUUGGAUUUAUGCUUUAUUUGAUUUGUAUUCUAUUCUUAUAA
This is a messenger RNA of Cokeromyces recurvatus, 1266 nucleotides long. RefSeq names its product Metallo-dependent phosphatase-like protein. Gene Ontology annotation, molecular function: hydrolase activity. Bases 1 to 1266 code for a protein of 421 amino acids. NCBI's taxonomy places the organism in Eukaryota, Fungi, Mucoromycota, Mucoromycetes, Mucorales, Mucoraceae. The record is from RefSeq and is a predicted model, not a curated record. The transcript is spliced from 3 exons. Gene Ontology annotation, cellular component: endoplasmic reticulum. Gene Ontology annotation, biological process: GPI anchor biosynthetic process.